CAAUAACCUGUUGAGCAAUAGAGCAACACUGACCAUUGUUUGUCUCAUACGGAAGAAAAGUGUUUGCAACUCAAAAAGGCAAUAAAUAAAUAAAAAUGCGAAAGUAUCAACAAUUAGCGUUAUUGCUAAUAUCAUGCUUUAGUAUUGGUGUGCUGAUGAUGUAUAAAAGCGAAAAUAAUCGGCUUAAAUAUGUGCUCAAGUAUGUAAACUUCUUUGGACGCAACGAUGCUGCUGUCUUGCGACGCCUCCAAAAUGGCACAGGCAUCGAGGAUGAGGAUCAUCUGAUCAAGAGCGCGUUCUCCAAGCCGUUGCCAGUUUGGCAACUAAUAGGCGACUCCUUUCAUGCAUAUUCCGCUUACUGGAAACGCAACGAGCUGGUCGCUGGCGGAGAAGCCCACGUUAUUGUUGUGGGCAUAAAGGGUGCUGUGGUUGACUUUCGCUGCAGUUUCGACGUCGGCGGACGCAGUGUGCAAGGCAAAUUUCGCUUUCAACGUGAUGCCACUGAGGGUGUGGUCGACAACAAUGAUGCUACAUUCACCUACUACAAUUUCUUCUGUCAAGUGAGCCGUAAUUUUGGUGAACCGGAAUAUGUUGCCUUCAGUGACACGAGAUCAACAACGAAACGACAGGUUAAGCUACGCUUGCGCUAUGUUAAACCGGCAAAUGCCAAUACAAAUAGCAAUGCAGUGGCUAAGACCACCAUAAAACCACACGCACAUGUCAGAUUACCGGCAACGAUGUGUGUGGAUCUUGUUAGCUUUAAUAUGAGCUCACCAUUCGGACGGAAUGCAGAUGCUAUGCUGCAGUUCUUUCUGUUCCAUCAAGCUCUUGGUGUCGAACACUUUCUAGUGUACAACUAUGAUGAGCUGCCCGAGAAAGUUGUACGUCUACUGGAGCGCACCAAUUUGCAUCUCUAUGGACUGCCCUUUAAUUUCCCAUUCCAACAAACGAAUACGACAACUGCCCGCAUUCGGCAAUUGAUGCUGACGGAUUGCCUGCUGCGCAAUGUGAACUAUGCUGCCUUCACCAUGCUUCUGGCUCCCAAUGAGAUUGUCUAUCCAAAUGCCCGAUUUGCCAGCGACACAAAUCGUGCACUGCAACAGCAGCUGCGUCAUUAUGCCACAGAAACCUCACGCUUUGAGCUGGCCACGUUUGCCGUGUGCUUUGACGAACGCAAGAAAUUACUCAUCGAUAAUGUGCAGUAUGAUCCUGAGGUAAAGCCACCACAUGCCACACUUCUGUAUCGCUUGGAAUUGCCGCCAGCGCAGCUGCUGCUGCCGACAGCGACUUCGGUGGAAUUGCCGCUUUCAAGUGGAUUCGCUCAUCGAUAUGUGGACUGCCAGCAUGUGGGGAAGGAUGGAUUGCACGACUGGCGCAACGGAGUGCGCGAGGAUUUGAUGAGUCACAUUAAUACUCUGCGCAGCGAGGUCGAUUUGCUCAUUUAAAUUUAAGCCCUAGAUAGGUAGCACUUUAGUUAGAGUGAGGACAUCAAUCAGACAUUAUUAGACUGCCAUAAAAAACGUUGGAUUACGAUUCAAUUUUAUAUUGUACAAUAAUAAAUAGACAAUUAUAAAACGUUUCGAAUGUGUGCAAUACAAGGUAAUUUCGAAUGUUGUAGUUGUUUGUAUUUGUGUAUUGCCUGUUGAGUGUACCAUAUCCAAUAUUAUCAUUAUGAUUA
This is a messenger RNA of Drosophila sulfurigaster albostrigata, 1678 nucleotides long. RefSeq lists its product as uncharacterized. The record is from RefSeq and is a predicted model, not a curated record. Lineage: Eukaryota; Metazoa; Arthropoda; Insecta; Diptera; Drosophilidae. The transcript is spliced from 2 exons. Bases 96 to 1445 code for a protein of 449 amino acids.